CGAUUUUGGUUUUGGCCACCCAGAAGCCAAGGACCGUGCGGUCUUCCUGACUAUUCGCAAGUCGUCGGUCAAGCCGCCGCCUUCGGUGCAAUGGCGGACCAGCUCACCGAGGAGCAGAUCGCCGAGUUCAAGGAGGCGUUCUCCCUAUUCGACAAGGACGACGGGGACGGCACCAUCACCACCAAGGAGCUGGGCACCGUGAUGCGCUCUCUGGGGCAGAACCCCACCGAGGCCGAGCUACAGGACAUGAUCAACGAGGUGGACGCGGACGGUAACGGUACGAUCGAUUUCCCCGAGUUCUUGUCCCUGAUGGCGCGCAAGAUGAAGGACACGGACACCGAGGAGGAGCUGAUCGAGGCCUUCAAGGUGUUCGACCGCGACGGCAAUGGCUUCAUCAGUGCUGCAGAGCUGCGCCACCGGUUGACCAACCUCGGCGAGAAGCUCACCGACGAGGAAGUCGACGAGAUGAUCCGCGAGGCCGACGUCGACGGUGACGGCCAGAUCAACUACGAGGAGUUUGUCAAGAUGAUGAUGGCCAAGUGA
Molecule: messenger RNA, 543 nt
Organism: Prorocentrum cordatum
Lineage: Eukaryota; Dinophyceae; Prorocentrales; Prorocentraceae
Source: the annotation of a GenBank genome assembly